AUGGAUGUUAACUACUCAACGAAUGCCUCAUUAGGUCUAAAGAGAUGUCUAUGCAUGUGUGCUGAAACGGUGGUGACAGCACAUGUCUGGGAAAGUGUCGUACUUGUAAGAAGAAGGAUGUCCACAACGUCGACGAGGUCGGCGUAUGCCAUAGCACGGCAUCACACAAAAGCCGUUCCUCCACUUCUGCGGCGCCACUACUGUGCGGCUAUCUCAGCUGCCCAAGUGAAGAAACCGGUUAUGCCAACGUUCGUCACGGAGAAGCUGAAGGAUAUGCAGCUUGAGAUAGCCAAUCAAUUCAUUACGGAUGCGCCUCUACCAACAGCAAGCUAUAGUCCUGCAAAUGCCAUUCCAACGACAAGCAGCGAGUUCACGUCGAGCCUUGAGAAGAUGGCAAAAUACUACUUCGAACAGGGUGGUAAAAUGUUUCGACCAACAGUUGCUCUGCUAAUGGCUAAUGCCUGCAACGUUAGUGCACCCAAAGAUGUAAGGUUAGAAUGUGGUUCCGAAGAAAUAUCCAUUAACCAGUACAAGAUUGGCAUGAUUAGUGAGAUGAUCCACACUGCAAGCCUAGUACAUGACGAUGUGAUCGAUGGUGCUGAUAUUCGACGCGGGCAUGCCUCGGUUAAUGCCAUUUGGGGUAAUAAAAUGGCAGUCCUUGUUGGUGAUUUCAUACUUGCUCGCGCGACUCAGAUAUUAUGCUCAAUCGGUCGACCAAAUGUGAUCUCUGUUAUGGCGUCAAUAAUUGAGGACUUGGUCAUGGGUGAGUUUAUGCAAAUGACCGCAAAAGCAGAAGUGCCUGAAACUAGGAUGGAACAGUAUAUGCAGAAGACUUUCAAAAAGACGGCAAGUCUAUUUGCAAAUAGUUGCAAGAGUGUGGCUUUGCUUGCAGAAGCCAGUGCUGAUUUGCAAUGGCGUGCUUCGGAGUAUGGACGUCAUCUUGGGUUAGCCUUCCAGCUCGUUGAUGAUCUCCUCGAUUUCAUUGCUUCCUCAGACACUGUUGGGAAGCCAGUUGCUGCAGACUUGAAAUUAGGUCUCGCUACCGGUCCCGUAAUUUUGGCUGCUCAACAAUACCCAGAGCUAAAUGUCUUGAUGGCUAGGAAGUUUGCUGAACGAGGAGAUGUGGACCGUGCAAGAGAUAUUGUGUUGAAUUCCGAUGGUAUCCCACGAACUCGGCAACUCGCUCGCGAGCACUCGCAGACUGCGGCUAGAUUGGCUGCAACCUUACCGAAUAACGAUGGCGCGGCUGAUGUCCUUGUGGAUUUCGCGCUUUCUCAGUUAGAUAGGCAAUCAUAGUAGUGUAUAGCAAAAACAGUUCAUGUGUCUUAGUAAUUUUUAUGUGUAAUCCAUUUACUCACUUUGAAAUAUCUACCUGUUUGAGCUGCCUUACUCGACUUAUCGAGCCUUCGUACACGUUCCCAAGCUUUUAUACACCUCUAUCAUAUUCCUCAUGCGAUGAAAAGUCAUCGCAGUGCUGCUGCCUCACUUGCGCGACUUGGUUAUGAGCUAGGCUUUUUAUCCAAAUUCCAGCGAUGCUAUAUUCUAUCGAUUCUGAACCAAAUGUGAUGUAGUUAGUUUUUACCUCAUUAGCGACAUUUGUUGUUGUCUUUAGAAUUUCUUAUGCUGCGAUUUUGUUACUACUUACCAUGGAAAUCUCUUAUAGGAAGAAUUGUAUGUGGUGUCUGGAGGAGACUAAUGUUGUUAAUGGAUAUUCGUAAUCAUGUAUUGUUAAUCAGUUUGUACCUCUUGUAUGUAGUGCUCAAUUCGUGUUUUAUAUGCUCAAAAACCUUUUUUUACAGCCAA
Messenger RNA from Cylicocyclus nassatus, 1803 nucleotides. Lineage: Eukaryota; Metazoa; Nematoda; Chromadorea; Rhabditida; Strongylidae. The record is from the annotation of a GenBank genome assembly.